AUAUAAAGACAGCAGGCCAGGCCUGCGUGCUCAGUGAUGGCGUCUGUUCAGUGGUCCUGCCUCAUCUUAGCCCUGCUCUCUGGCUUGGUGAUCCCUGGCUUCCCAGGAAGUCCCUCUCGGCAGCUUGAGAAACGGAGUCUCUCGGAAGGGGAAGUGGAUGGCAUUGAGGUCUACAGUACCAAGAUCAGCUGCAAGGUGACCUCCCGCUUUGCUCACAAUGUCGUCACCACGAGGGCCGUCAACCGGGCAAAUGCCGCCAAGGAGGUUUCCUUCGAUGUGGAGCUACCCAAGACGGCCUUCAUUACAAACUUCACCUUGACCAUCGACUGCGAUACCUACUCUGGGAAUGUCAAGGAGAAGGAAGUCGCCAAGAAGCAAUAUGAGAAGGCCGUGUCCCAGGGCAAGACAGCUGGCUUGGUCAAAGCCUCCGGGAGGAAGCUGGAGAAAUUUACAGUCUCAGUCAAUAUAGCUGCGGGCAGCAAGGUCACCUUCGAGCUGACCUAUGAGGAGCUGCUGAAGAGGCACAAGGGCAAGUAUGAGAUGUACCUGAAGGUCCAGCCCAAGCAACUGGUCCAGCACUUUGAGAUCGAGGCGGACAUCUUUGAGCCCCAGGGCAUCAGCACACUGGACGCUAAGGCCUCAUUCAUCACCAAUGACGUUCUGGGCAGCGCCCUCACCAAGUCUUACUCAGGGAAAAAGGGCCAUGUGUCCUUCAAGCCCAACUUGGACCAACAGCGUACAUGCCCUACCUGUACAGACUCCCUCAUCAACGGAGAUUUCACCAUCACCUACGACGUGAACAGAGAGUCUCCAGCCAAUGUGCAGAUAGUCAAUGGCUACUUUGUGCACUUCUUUGCACCUCAAGGCCUUCCUGUGGUGCCUAAGAACAUAGUCUUCGUGAUUGACAUCAGCGGCUCGAUGCAGGGUCGGAAAAUGGAGCAGACAAAGGAUGCCCUCCUCAAAAUCCUGGAGGAUGUGCAAGAGGAUGACUACCUGAAUUUCAUCCUGUUCAGUGGAGAUGUGACCACUUGGAAAGACCAUUUAGUUCAAGCGACUCCUGAGAACAUCCAGGAGGCCAGGACGUUUGUGAGGAAUAUUCACGAUCAAGGAAUGACCAACAUCAACGAUGGGCUGCUGAGAGGCAUCAGCAUGCUGAACAAAGCCCGAGAGGAGGACAUAGUCCCAGAGAGGAGCACCUCUAUCGUCAUCAUGCUGACCGACGGGGACGCCAAUGUUGGUGAAAGCAGAACCCCCAAAAUUCAGGAGAAUGUGCGGAAUGCCAUUGGGGGCAAGUUCCCCUUAUAUAAUCUGGGCUUUGGCCACAAUCUGAAUUACAACUUCCUGGAAAGCAUGGCCCUGGAGAAUAAUGGGUUUGCCCGGCGCAUUUAUGAGGAUUCUGAUGCCAACUUGCAGUUGCAGGGCUUCUAUGAGGAGGUGGCCAACCCGCUGCUGACAGGUGUGGAGGUGGAGUACCCUGAGAAUGCCAUCCUGGACCUCACCCAGAACACUUACAAGCACUUCUAUGAUGGCUCUGAGAUCGUGGUGGCCGGGCGUCUGGUGGACCAGGACAUGAACAGCUUUACGGCAGACGUGAAGGGCCACGGGGCCAUCAAUGACCUGACCUUCACAGAGGAGGUGGACAUGAAGGACAUGGAGAAGGCCCUGCAGGAGCGGGACUACAUUUUUGGGAACUACAUCGAGCGGCUCUGGGCCUACCUCACCAUUGAGCAACUGCUGGAGAGACGCAAAAACGCCCAGGGUGAUGAGAAGGAGAACCUCACAGCCCAGGCCCUAGACCUGUCCCUCAAGUACCACUUUGUUACUCCACUGACCUCCAUGGUGGUGACCAAGCCUGAGGACAACGAGAACCAGACGGCCAUUGUCGACAAAUCUGGGGAAGGGCCUGUGGAUUCAGUGAUCCCCUCCAUGGCUUACCUGGACAGCUACCAGACUCCUCCAACACCCUACUACUAUGUGGAUGGAGACCCCCACUUCAUCAUCCAAGUCGCGGAGAAAGAUGAUGCCAUCUGCUUCAACAUUGAUGAAGAACCAGGCACAGUACUGCGCCUCGUUCAGGACCCCAUCACAGGCUUCACAGUUAAUGGACAGAUCAUUGGUGAUAAGAGCGGAAGCCCUAACUCCGAGACUAGGAAGACUUACUUUGGCAAACUGGGCAUUGCCAACACUCAGAUGGACUUCCGGAUUGAGGUAACGCCGGAGAAGAUUACUCUGUGGAACGGGGCUGCACAGAGCACUUUCAGCUGGCUGGACACAGUCCAGGUCACACAGGAUGGGUAAGGCCCCACUACUGGAUCUCUAGGGGUGUUAUAGUCUGAGGCUCUAAGGAGGCCUGAGGGAUUUGGAGAAACCUCAGGACA
This is a messenger RNA of Hipposideros armiger (great roundleaf bat), 2378 nucleotides long. RefSeq names its product inter-alpha-trypsin inhibitor heavy chain 3 (gene ITIH3). Gene Ontology annotation, molecular function: serine-type endopeptidase inhibitor activity. The record is from RefSeq and is a predicted model, not a curated record. NCBI's taxonomy places the organism in Eukaryota, Metazoa, Chordata, Mammalia, Chiroptera, Hipposideridae. The transcript is spliced from 19 exons. The coding region runs from base 37 to 2298 and encodes 753 amino acids. Gene Ontology annotation, biological process: hyaluronan metabolic process.